UGUGACUGAGGCGUUAAGGAAGAUUUGUCGGCGCGGGGAUGGCCACAUCGGGCUGCAUGGGUGUCGCGGAUCUCUUGCGGCGGGCGGUAGCGGCGCGUGCCUCCCGGGCUCUGGUGGCUUUCGCCACGAGCCGGCGCCUGCUGCGCACUAGUCCGCCGAGCCGAGCUUUCGCCAAGGAGCUCUUCCUGGGCAAAAUCGAGAAGAAAGAAGUUUUCCCGUUUCCAGAAGUUAGCCAAGAUGAACUUAAUGAAAUCAAUCAGUUUGUGGGACCUGUAGAAAAAUUCUUCACUGAAGAGGUGGACUCUGAAAGAAUUGACCGGGAGGGAAAAAUCCCAAAAGAAACGUUAGAGAAAUUGAAGAGCUUGGGGCUUUUUGGGCUACAAGUCCCAGAAGAAUAUGGUGGCCUGGGCCUCUCCAACACCAUGUACGCACGUCUAGGAGAAAUUGUCGGCCUGGAUGCCUCGAUCGCUGUGACCCUGGCAGCACACCAGGCUAUUGGUCUCAAGGGGAUCAUCUUGGCUGGCAACAAGGAGCAGAAGGCCAAAUACCUGCCCAAACUGGCAUCAGGGGAGCACAUCGCUGCCUUCUGUCUGACGGAGCCAAGCAGUGGGAGUGACGUGGCCUCCAUCAAGUCCAGGGCCACGCUGAGUGAGGAUAAGAAGCACUACAUCCUCAAUGGCUCCAAGGUCUGGAUCACCAAUGGAGGACUGGCCAAUAUUUUUACUGUGUUUGCGAAGACACAGGUUGUUGAUUCCGACAGCUCAGUAAAAGACAAAAUCACAGCAUUCAUAGUAGAGAGAGACUUUGGUGGAGUCACUAAUGGGAAACCUGAGGAUAAGUUAGGCAUACGCGGCUCCAACACUUGUGAGGUGCAUUUUGAAAACACCAAGGUGCCCAUCGAGAAUGUCCUUGGAGAAGUCGGAGGCGGGUUUAAGGUAGCCAUGAACAUCCUCAACAAUGGGCGGUUCAGCAUGGGCAGCACUGUGGCCGGGAUGCUCAAGAAAUUGAUUGAAAUGACUGCUGCAUAUGCCUGCUCGAGGAAACAGUUCAACAAGAACCUCAGUGAAUUUGGACUAAUUCAGGAGAAGUUUGCCCUGAUGGCUCAGAAGGCUUAUGUAAUGGAAAGCAUGGCCUACCUCACUGCGGGGAUGCUGGACCAACCAGGGUUUCCUGACUGCUCCAUCGAGGCUGCCAUGGUGAAGGUGUUCAGCUCAGAGGGCGCCUGGCAGUGCGUGAGCGAGGCACUGCAGAUCCUCGGGGGCUCGGGCUACGUGAAGGACUACCCGUACGAGCGCUUCCUGCGUGACAGCCGCAUCCUGCUCAUCUUCGAGGGAACCAACGAGAUUCUCCGGAUGUACAUUGCCCUGACAGGCCUGCAGCAUGCCGGCCGCAUCCUGACUGCAAGGAUCAACGAGCUUAAACGGGGCAACGUGACCACUAUCCUUGAGACCGUCGGCCAGAGGCUGCGAGACUCCCUGGGCCGAACCGUGGAUCUGGGGUUGACAGGGAAGCUGGGAGCGGUGCACCCCAGUGUCGCAGACAGUGCCAGCAAGCUUGAGGAGAACGUGUAUUACUUUGGCCGCACUGUGGAGACGCUGCUACUUCGCUUUGGCAAGACCAUCGUGGAGGAGCAGAUGGUCCUGAAGCGGGUAGCCAACAUUCUCAUUAACCUGUACGGCAUGACAGCUGUGCUGUCGAGGGCCAGCCGCUCGAUCCGCGUGGGGAUCCGAAAUCACGACCACGAGGUUCUGCUGGCCAACAUCUUCUGUGCAGAAGCUUACUACCAGAAUCUCUUCACCCUGUCCCAGCUGGAUAAGUAUUCUCCAGAAAAUCUAGAUGAGCAGAUUAAGAAAGUGUCCCAGCAGGUCCUCGAGAAGCAAGCCUACGUCUGUGCCCACCCUCUGGACAGGACGUCCUGAAGCAAAGGGACAGUGUUCCCUGCUGCCCCCAGGCCAUGGCCCAUCGAUGGACAACUUUCUCCGGAAGGUGGAGCCAUUUCUUCCCCCUGUACACCAGAGGGGCUUUUUCCUGGCCUGAGGGUGCCUCCUCACACUUUGCCCUGCAGGCACUGCUGCGUGACCUGGUCCCAGGUGCUGAAGAGACCGAGAAAAUGCAGUUGGUGACACCUGGGAUUUGAGGGGCUUCCGCUAGUUUAGAUGUCACAGUGGCAGUGGGCUCAUGUUGCUGCCUCUGUGGCAGGAGACUGGCAGGGACAUGGAUAGCCACUUCUGCUAGACCACACAUUCUUGUAGACUGCGUUCUCCAAGAAACGGCCUACAAACUGUGUACAUGGAACAGAUGCACUUAAUAACCAAAAAUAUAAAAUGCACAAGUUUGUGUUUACCCUUCUA
Zalophus californianus (California sea lion) is the source of this 2351-nucleotide messenger RNA. RefSeq names its product acyl-CoA dehydrogenase family member 9 (gene ACAD9). Gene Ontology annotation, molecular function: flavin adenine dinucleotide binding; acyl-CoA dehydrogenase activity. Lineage: Eukaryota; Metazoa; Chordata; Mammalia; Carnivora; Otariidae. The record is from RefSeq and is a predicted model, not a curated record. The coding region runs from base 39 to 1919 and encodes 626 amino acids. The transcript has 18 exons.